Molecule: messenger RNA, 2619 nt
Organism: Aaosphaeria arxii CBS 175.79
Lineage: Eukaryota; Fungi; Ascomycota; Dothideomycetes; Pleosporales
Exons: 1
Coding region: 1-2619 (872 amino acids)
Source: RefSeq, a predicted model, not a curated record
AUGGCGGGACCUUCUGCUUCGUCGGCGCCGUCCACCGCCUCAGAGUUGGACAAGUACAAGCAGCACGCAGCGUCCAUGGCUGGCGAGCUGGUGAAGGCGCGAAAGGAGCUCGCGAAGGCCACACAGGAGUGUGCGAAAGCCACACAGGAGUGUGGCCGCCUCGUCGCGAUCCUCCAGACCGCAUUCCCAGCUGGUCUGCCCAUGGACGUGGCAGCUGCAAAUGGAAAGGGCCAUCCAAAGGCGGUGGCGGCGGUUGCCGAGAAGAGGAAGGCCGAAGCGGCGGCAGCAGCAGCAGCAGCAGCAACAACAACACCACCAGCAGCAACCACCUCCUCCUCCUCCACCAUCACCACCACCACCACACCCACCACCGCUGCUGCCGCCAACUCCCCUUCCUCUUCUCCAUCUCCAUCUCCAUCCCCCGCUCCCUUCCCCUCCACCACCACUCCCUCCUUCGCCUCUCUUGCGGCCGCGUCCGCACAUCCUCACCGAAAGUUUGCCGUCCCAAAGACGAGGAGGCAAGCCGCGUCCACGUCUGCGUCUGCACCUGCACACGCACCCGCACCAGCAUCUGCGCCUGGGUCCGCCAAAAUGGACCCAGAUGACUACGACAGGAUGGUGCAGCUCCAGCAGGAGCGAGACGAGCUGCUGAAGCAGCUACAAGACUCCCGGCGCGAGGUCUCCGAGCUCAAGACGACGAGCUCCUCUCGCGACGCAGACGUGGUCGCGCGCGACGGCCAGAUCAAGACACAGGUGAAGGAGAUCGACUCGCUGCGCAGGCAGCUCCAAGAGAACAGAGAUGAGCUCGCGACUGCCAACGCGACCAACAAGGACAUCACCGACCACCUCCAAGUCGCAUACGCGGACCGCGAGCUCGAGACCACCGAGCGACAGGCCGCCAACAGGCGCGAGGACGAGAAGGACCUGGUGAUCAAGGAGCUGGAGUUGAAGCUCGAGAGCGCUGAGGCCGAGAUCGACGAGAAAGAGGCGGCCAUUCAUGAGGCCAUGGAAGACAAGGAGCGCAUCGAGGAGCUCCAUCGCGAGCGGCGCGAGCUCGAAGAGGACAUAAGGGUCGCCCACAAAGAACUCAACGACCGCAACCACGAGACCAAGGUCAAGGACGAACGCAUCGUCCACCUUGAAGAUUUUCUCCAGAAGUCACUCGCGGAGGUCUCGAGACUGAAGGCUCAACAAGAAGAGAAAGUCGAGGAGAAAGCCGGACCCACCGCCGAUCCCAUCAUCGAUCCAGUAGCGGAGUCACUUCAAGACGAGCUCGACAUGGCUGACUAUGACGGAGAUUUCGAGGGUAUCGUCGCCGACGACAACAACAGUGAAGCCGACCAAGACUUUGUUGCUAUCUCCGACAUCCAAACCAUCGUCUCUACCGAACCCGAACAGCCUCAACUCACCUCUUCCGGAGUCCAGGCCAUAGGUGUCUCUCCCAUCACUCCCAACCUCACCUCUUCUGGAGUCCAGGCCAUUGAUGUCGCUCCUGUCGCUUCUGCCAUUCCUACCAUCACUUCAUCAGACGUCCAGACAGUCGAAGUCAUUCCCGUCGCACCUCAUCUCACUUCUUCCGGAGUUCAGACCAUAGAAGUCGCUCCCAUCGCAUCCCUCCUCACCGAAUCAGGAGUCCAGACCAUCGAGAUCUCUCCUGUCACACCUCAGCUCACAUACUCUGGAGUUCAGACCGUAGAUGUCGCUCCUAUUGCUCCCGCUGUCCCGACUCUCACUUCUUCUGGAGUUCAGACCAUUGAUGUCGCUCCGAUUACACCUCAGCUCACUUCUUCCGGAGUUCAGACCAUAGAUGUCGCUCCCAUUUCGCCUAUCAUCCCGGCCCUCACUUCCUCUGGAGUUCAGACCAUCGAGAUCGCUCCACUUGUUCCUCAGCUCACUUCCUCUGGAGUUCAGACCAUAGAUGUCACUCCCGUUGUAUCUCAGCUCACUUCUUCUGGAGUUCAGACCAUAGAUGUCGCUCCCAUUUCGCCUAUUAUCCCGGCCCUCAUUUCAUCUGGAGUACAGACCAUAGAUGUCGCUCCUAUCACUCCCGUCGCUCCUCAGCUCACCGAAUCAGGAGUUCAGACCAUCGAUAUCUCUCCUGUCACACCUCAACUCACUCACUCCAACAUCACCAACACCAUGGACUUCUCACCAGUGGAGCCUGUCACACCCACUUACACCCAUUCCGGAGUUCAAACCAUUGAGAGUACUCCAAUCGCGCCAGAGGCCAUAGAUGCCGGCGCUCAGACCGAAAACAUCACCCUCACCCACGACAUUGUCCAAACCGACACCACUCCCAUCGCACCAGCUGAGAUUGAUAUGAUCGUUCCCUCGGUCACCAUGAACAAGCGUGCCUCUCACAACAACUCUCCCUGGCUCGUUGCCAUUCUUGCCAUGUUAGUUGCUUACCUCUGGGCUCAGGUGGAGUCUAUGAAGCAUGACGUCGGCCUCUACAACAGCUAUGGCGCCUACGGUCGCCCUCAUCGUCUCUUCGGCAUCAUUCCCAUCGGCUACAGCAUCGGUGACAAUGUCUGGACCGAAUACCUCACCCAGUACGCCGACUACUUCAUCCAAGUCAUCGAGAACAUGGCCGGCAUCGAGCAUACCAUUCUUGUCUGA